CGUGACGUCUGCCCUACAAGCCCCGCCCCCUCGGCACAAGCUAUAUAAAGGGCGCCGCUCACCGCUUCGGUCUUUUUCGCUACGGGUUUGCCGCUGCUUCGGAGGUUUUUUAUCUGAAGCGGGCGAGAACCACCUUAUUCAUCUGCCAAAAUGGGAAAGGAAAAGACCCACAUCAACAUUGUGGUCAUCGGGCAUGUCGACUCUGGCAAGUCCACCACCACUGGUCACCUGAUCUACAAAUGUGGUGGGAUCGACAAGAGGACCAUUGAGAAGUUUGAGAAGGAAGCUGCUGAGAUGGGCAAAGGCUCCUUCAAGUAUGCCUGGGUGUUGGACAAACUGAAGGCGGAACGUGAACGUGGUAUCACUAUUGACAUUUCACUCUGGAAGUUUGAAACAAGCAAAUACUAUGUCACUAUCAUUGAUGCCCCUGGACACAGAGACUUCAUCAAGAACAUGAUUACUGGAACCUCCCAGGCCGACUGUGCUGUCCUUAUUGUUGCUGCUGGUGUUGGUGAAUUUGAAGCAGGUAUCUCUAAGAAUGGGCAGACCCGUGAGCAUGCCCUUCUGGCCUAUACUCUGGGUGUGAAACAGCUUAUUGUUGGUGUCAACAAGAUGGAUUCUACUGAGCCACCUUACAGCCAGAAGAGAUAUGAGGAAAUUGUCAAAGAAGUCAGCACAUACAUCAAGAAAAUUGGCUACAACCCCGAUACAGUUGCUUUCGUGCCCAUUUCUGGCUGGAACGGGGACAACAUGUUGGAGCCCAGCUCUAAUAUGCCCUGGUUCAAGGGGUGGAAAGUGACCCGUAAGGAUGGCAGUGCCAGUGGAACUACGCUGUUGGAGGCCUUGGAUUCUAUCUUGCCACCAACCCGUCCCACUGACAAACCCCUGCGUCUGCCACUUCAGGAUGUCUACAAAAUUGGUGGGAUUGGAACUGUGCCCGUUGGUCGUGUGGAAACUGGUAUCCUGAAGCCAGGUAUGGUGGUCACCUUUGCGCCAGUCAACGUGACUACUGAAGUGAAGUCCGUGGAAAUGCAUCACGAGGCUCUGAGCGAAGCUCUCCCUGGUGACAACGUUGGCUUCAACGUGAAGAAUGUGUCUGUUAAAGAUGUCCGUCGUGGAAAUGUCGCAGGUGACAGCAAAAACGAUCCCCCGAUGGAAGCUGCUGGGUUCACAGCACAGGUUAUCAUCCUGAACCACCCAGGCCAGAUCAGCGCUGGCUAUGCCCCUGUGCUCGAUUGCCACACUGCCCAUAUUGCCUGCAAAUUUGCUGAGCUGAAGGAGAAAAUUGACCGUCGUUCUGGUAAGAAACUGGAAGAUGGCCCCAAAUUCCUCAAAUCCGGAGAUGCUGCCAUUGUUGACAUGAUUCCAGGCAAGCCUAUGUGCGUUGAGAGCUUCUCCGACUAUCCUCCUCUGGGUCGUUUUGCUGUACGUGAUAUGAGGCAAACCGUUGCUGUUGGUGUCAUCAAGGCAGUUGACAAGAAAGCGGCUGGUGCUGGCAAGGUCACAAAAUCUGCCCAGAAGGCGCAGAAGGCUAAAUGAAACUUCUGUCCCGCUGCCACCUCCAUCUUAAUCAGUGGUGGAAAUAUGGUCUCAGAACUGUUUGUCUCAAUUGGCCAUUUAAGUUUAAUAGUCAAGGACUGGUUAAUGAUAACAAUGCAUCGUAAAAGCUUCAGAAGGAAAGGAAUGUUUGUGGACCAUUUGUUUCGUGGCAGUUUAAGUUAUUAGUUUUUAAAAUCAGUAAACUUUUUUAAAUGGAAACAACUUGACCAAAAUCUGUCACAAAUUUUGAGACCAUUAAAACAAAAGUUUAAUGCAAAGUCUGUGUGUUCUUUGGGCCAAAUAGUUUGAGAUUAAUAAAUUCUGUGUAUGCAAAAGCUGUGGGGGAGAUACAUUAUUCAUGUUAAUGUGCUGAUGUUUCCAAAGGUAUUACAGCAUAGAAGUUAUUAAUGACAAAAAUCGAGCUGACGGAAUUGUUCAGUGGUCAAGAAGACAGCUUGGUCUAAUACAAAAUAGCACAUCAUAUGCUUAAACAGUGACUACUGAAAUACAGAUUUAAAGAAGAAAACCCUUUAGUUAACCACUUUUCAAGCUACUAGUUUAUGUACUUUUGAAGGUUUUACUCUUUCACUAACGUAUUGUUUUUAGUCUGGUUUAUCACAAUUUGCAGGUGUUUUGCUUUUCAUAGGGUAUGGCAUAAAGUAGUAGUGCUUCACUUCUUUGGAUUAACAAUUAGGGGAUCACACAGGUUUCCUGAAUAAUGUAUUGCUGCUAAUGGAGGUUAUGGAAGUUGAGCUAUUCUUGGGAUUCAGUGUUUUAUCUUCAGGCAGGCUUGUUAAAAAUAUAAAAUAACUUCUCCAGAAUAGAUCAUAUGUGUACUAGCAGGAGAACAGCAUGUUCCCCACCCUUCAUAAUCCCUUAUAUAAAAGUGCAUUAUAUUGAUAACAUGGGCAACACUGGCAACAUUCAGACUGCCAAGUGCUGUGCCAAAAGAUACUUCCCUAAGUGUCUUACAAGAUAAAUGGGAUCACAUUUCAGACCUUACUUAAAAGCAGGGAUGCUGUAGGAGUAAGUUUAAAUUGUGUUUACUGUGAGUUUGAUGUAAAUGAAUGUCAGUGUUAACAAGCACUGUGUGUAUACUCACACACUUUACAAUCAUGAUUUGAACCACAAAACAUGCCAUGGAAAGCUUCAGGUUUCAAACUUUGUAUUAGGGUCUGUCUUGUUUUUGGCAGUUUGAGAUACUAUUUCUUCUCAAAUGCUGAAACAAAAUCAGUGUUAUUGUCACUAUUGAACACUUGGAAAAACAAUUCAAGACAGGGAAGUUAAACAUUCCUCACUAAUGAAAUAAGAGACUAAAAGGAUCUGGGCUGUAUUCUUAAAGGAUGCAUUUUUGGUGAAAAAUUUGAUUUAAAGGCUCAAUACAAGAAUAAUUUUUAAAUUUGAAGUUACUGAGAGUCAAAGAUAUGAAUAAUUUUGGGUAGUAUAACAGGCUAGCUGGUAAAACUACACUUCCUUGGAGCUUUGGCCAUUUCAUUCUGCACCAGAUACUUGAAAAUAAUUCCGAGAUUAUAAUUGGAACAGAUUGGUAGCAUGACAGCAAUACAAUAGUUGUCUUUUCAAAGAUUGCCACAUUCAUGUGCUUAGCAGCGAAUGGGAUUUUUCUUGUGUCUUGUUGACUUUCUUUUCACUCAACCUUUAAUUGAGAUGGUCCUCUUUCCUACUUGGAUGAAGAUUGUCGGAGAAAUAGGAAACUAAUAUCCCUAAAGCCAAGCAGCUGCUAUUAUGUCCAUAUGUUUCAGAGCCCACUUCAUGACUUGUGUAGACCAUUUGUAGAAAUUGGAAAUACUAUGGAACCAAAGGCUGCUUGAGCCUCAAAAUUUUUGAUCCCAAAGUGUUACAAACAUGGCAUGGAAGUUGGGGUAAUAAAGAAAUAUAGUUGGCUUUUUUAAAGUGUUGCCUUUGAGAAGGUGGCUUGUAAGGGAGUGCCUGUUCUAAAUACUGCCUUUUAUUAAACCCUAAUCACAUCACCAUUUGGUAAUUCAAUUUAUUAGAUUAGUUUUGCUUUCCAAUGCAUAUGUGAUAGCAUAACUGUUGAGUUAAUGGAAAAAAUACUAAAUUUUGUAAGCCGAAACACUUGGACUUUAGUUUAUAUUCAAUAAAUUCAGUCUAGAACUA
Messenger RNA from Anolis sagrei ordinatus, 3675 nucleotides. It is a transcript of the gene EEF1A1, whose product is annotated as eukaryotic translation elongation factor 1 alpha 1. Gene Ontology annotation, biological process: translational elongation; translation. Gene Ontology annotation, molecular function: translation elongation factor activity; GTP binding; GTPase activity. Lineage: Eukaryota; Metazoa; Chordata; Lepidosauria; Squamata; Anolidae. The record is from RefSeq and is a predicted model, not a curated record.